Messenger RNA from Habropoda laboriosa, 372 nucleotides. RefSeq names its product 5'-3' exoribonuclease 2-like. The coding region runs from base 1 to 372 and encodes 123 amino acids. The record is from RefSeq and is a predicted model, not a curated record. The transcript is spliced from 3 exons. Lineage: Eukaryota; Metazoa; Arthropoda; Insecta; Hymenoptera; Apidae.
AUGAAUCUUGUGUUGCUUCUAUAUUUGGCCAUUUUUGCCAUUGGGAUAGACGCCACUGUGCCAUCGUCAGCCAACAACCCGGAAAAAGCGACGAGCACCAAUGACGUGCCGCAACAGAUGGAAAGUGGGAAUCAGGAGGAGUCGAAUUCGCAGGAUCAGGCACAGGACGACAAGAAAGUAACGAAGAGAAGUCACGGUUGGAAUCCGUGGAGUUACGGAGGAUACGGCUACGGAGGUUACGGUUGGCCUUGGUAUGGUAUUGGUUAUGGAUGGUACCCAGGAUGGUCGUAUUACGGCCAUGGAUAUGAUGGGUAUGGUGGAUAUUCUGGAUAUCGUGGCUAUGGUCACGGUGGCUGGUACAAGGGAUGGUAA